AUGGAUACUUCCCGGUUGUCUCUUCUUCUCUUCGUCAUACUUGGUCUCGCCCUGGUAAACAGUCAAGAAGAUGACAGUAGGGUGGUUCCUGUACAAAUGGAGGGCGUCAGACCUGUGGAGAGGCGAUAUGCUGAGUCUGCCAUUGCCAGUGACAUCAGUAAGAUUGUUGAUUCCAUGGCUCAGAAGAAUUUUGUCAAUUUCCUCCUGAACAGAAAAGAAAAGAAGAGCAAACGCACCUUGACUCCAGACCAGAUUGACUCCCAUCCUUUGCUGACUGACCUGAUCAGACAGGACUUCAUGGAAUGGAUUUUCACCAAAAUCAUCCAAGACAGGGCUGACUGACAAAGAAUCCAAAAGGGA
This is a messenger RNA of Polypterus senegalus (gray bichir), 360 nucleotides long. RefSeq names its product gastric inhibitory polypeptide (gene gip). The transcript has 4 exons. Gene Ontology annotation, molecular function: glucagon receptor binding; hormone activity. Gene Ontology annotation, biological process: regulation of fatty acid biosynthetic process; regulation of insulin secretion; response to starvation. Gene Ontology annotation, cellular component: extracellular region. Lineage: Eukaryota; Metazoa; Chordata; Cladistia; Polypteriformes; Polypteridae. The coding region runs from base 1 to 342 and encodes 113 amino acids. The record is from RefSeq and is a predicted model, not a curated record.